Molecule: messenger RNA, 640 nt
Organism: Harmonia axyridis
Lineage: Eukaryota; Metazoa; Arthropoda; Insecta; Coleoptera; Coccinellidae
Exons: 3
Coding region: 132-518 (128 amino acids)
Source: RefSeq, a predicted model, not a curated record
CAAUUUAGGUGAAAUUUCAUUACUCAAAUACCUCAUGUAUAAUGUCAACACCUAUUGAAUAUUAGGCAAAAUAUUAUUCAAAAAUUAGCAGUGGUCUUCCAUUUAUUACAACAUAAAUAUUUUAAUUUAAUAUGCAUAAAGAACUACUACUACUUACAAUUUUCUCAUUAUUGGUUCAUCAAAUUGCUCCAUCUUCACCUAAUGAUAUUAUUUUCAAUGAUUCGGAACAAGCUGAUUCCAUCCUCAGUAACAUAAAUCAAAUAGUGAAAAUUUCAUACAAGCACCUAAAUGAAAAAUUAGACACUCUAUUUCAAAGUUUCUACAGCGUUCAAAAGUUAUGUGAGGAAGGUGAAGCCUUAAAGCCAGAAAUUGUUAUGGAAUGCGUUCAAGAAUACGGCAAUACCCUAAGGGAAAAUGUAGAAGUACUCCCAGAAAAAUUGAUAGAUUUUAUCGGUGAUUUAAUAGAUUUGUACUGGACAGCGGUUGAAUCAAUGGAUAUAUUUGAAUAUCAAUCAUGAAUUAAAAAUUACAACUUCACAGAAUGUGCAUUGCUGAAAAAUUUUAGUGGAGUUAAGAAUAAAAUCGAGUGAUUAUUUACUGUUUAUACGUUUUCAAAAAUAAAUAUUCUUAAAAAAUUGGG